Messenger RNA from Saccharomycopsis crataegensis, 201 nucleotides. RefSeq lists its product as uncharacterized. The transcript is spliced from 2 exons. Bases 1 to 201 code for a protein of 66 amino acids. The record is from RefSeq and is a predicted model, not a curated record. NCBI's taxonomy places the organism in Eukaryota, Fungi, Ascomycota, Saccharomycetes, Ascoideales, Saccharomycopsidaceae.
AUGGAAAAACUCUCCUCCAAGAACGACAGCCGAAGAUGGACCUUGGAACUAACUCCAAGGCGCUUGCUUGCCCAUAGAAUCGGGAAACUGGAAAUUACGUUUCUGGGAAGUGGCAUGAACAUGGAUUCUUUUGGUGAUCAGGACAGACUUGUUGUUGAAAACCAUCAUUCAAACUUGAGCAAAACCGUGGUCAAUUUGUAA